CGUUUUUAACGGCGAGGGAAGGAAACGUGGACUCCGGCGCCUCUAAUACGAGGAUAAGGCUGAGGCGGCCCAAUUUAGCCAUGUUCGUGCUGGUCCUGUGGUGGAUCCUGUGGAGGCGCAGGCUGAGGAGACAAGAGCAAGCGAGACGCCGGCGGCACCGCGUCUGGAUGCAGAGGAUCAGGAGGCACAGGGACAACCGGCAGCGCUUUGCCGUAUUUUGUACUGAACUGCGGAGUGAUGCAGACAAAUUCUACAACUACUGUCAUAUGUCAAUUUCCGCAUUUGAUGAACUGCUCAGCCGUCUGCGGACUUCACUGAUUCUUCAAAAUACUGUAAAUGGGGAAUACAUUGGUGCUGAAGGAAGGCUCAUCAUCACCCUGCGAUUCCUGGCAACAGGCGAGAAGUUUGUAUCCAUGCAUCUUCAGUUCCAUUUUCGUAUAUCUACAAUCGCCAGCAUAGUGAAGACCACUUGUAAGGUCAUCUGGAGGGAUUUGCAGCCUGUAGUCAUGCCUACUCCCACCCAGGAGACCUGGUUAGAGGUGGCAGCUGGGUUUGAGACGGAAACCAGCUUUCCCAACUGCAUAGGGGCUGUUGAUGCUCAACACGUAAGAGUGCUGCAGCCCUUGGACUCUAGAUCAAGGUACUUGGGUCACAAAAAGUACUUUUCUGUGCUUGUGUUGGCGGUGGCGGACACAAAGUGUAAGUUUGUUGCCAUUGAUGUCGGUUCUUAUGACCGUACCGGGGACUGCAGAGUGCUGGAUGCAUCACAAAUACAGCAGCGAAUCCUCCAGGAUCAAACCUCGCUCCCACCUCCACGACCAUUUCCUGGAACAACCGAUCCUGUUCCUUUGGUUAUGGUUUCAGACUAUGUGUUUGCCGUGACGCCUCCCCUUCUCUGUCCGUACCCAUGGCGCAGGCUGGAUAAUCGAAGGAGGAUGUUUAACUGCAGGCUGAGCCGUGCGUGUCAAUUUGCCGAGUCCACUUUUGGCAUUAUGGCUUGUAGAUGGCAAGUCAUCUGCUCCACUAUGCAACUGGAUAUGUCCACGGCAGAGUCCGUCAUUAGAGCGUGCUGUGUCCUUCACAAUUACGUGUGCGACUAUGAUGGCGAGGAAGCAGACCUAACCAUCCAGAUGCCCUAUAUUGGCGUUAGUAUUGGUUGGAGCUACAACAGGCCGCUUGGCAACAGACUGCGCAUAAGGGACAGCUUUGCUGACUAUUUUGUCAGUCCUGAGGGCGCGGUCACCUGGCAGUUUUCCUGUCUUGACGAUAGUCCCGCUGAUCUGCACUAAUAUGUCUCCUCAUUCAAUGUUAAAUUCCUUUGUUUGUUCGUUCGCUCAUUCACAGAUUUUUAUUUUUUCAGUUGAACGAAAACUGAUAUAUAUUUAACUUAUGUUUGAA
Messenger RNA from Bufo bufo (common toad), 1398 nucleotides. Its product is annotated as protein ALP1-like. Lineage: Eukaryota; Metazoa; Chordata; Amphibia; Anura; Bufonidae. The transcript has 4 exons. The coding region runs from base 81 to 1289 and encodes 402 amino acids. The record is from RefSeq and is a predicted model, not a curated record.